Molecule: messenger RNA, 2058 nt
Organism: Ceratosolen solmsi marchali
Lineage: Eukaryota; Metazoa; Arthropoda; Insecta; Hymenoptera; Agaonidae
Gene: OstDelta
Product: oligosaccharide transferase delta subunit
Exons: 11
Coding region: 106-2049 (647 amino acids)
Biological process (GO): protein N-linked glycosylation
Cellular component (GO): oligosaccharyltransferase complex; membrane
Source: RefSeq, a predicted model, not a curated record
UUCAAAGUGUGUUUCUUUUGAUUUCCAGUGGUUUGUCAUGGCCAAAGAGCCAUUUUGAUGGAGUAGUGACGUGGCAGCCGGUUACUCUGCAGGUGUAAUUUCAUAAUGAAUUUAAAAUGGUACCUUUUAUUUAUUUCCACAUUAAUAAGUUCUUCAGUGACUCUUAAUGUUUCAUCUUCAACAAGUUCUUAUUUAAUGUUAGAUGAUAAAAUCCGUAUAAAGGAAAUUUUGGCACCAGGUUUAGAAUUAAGAGAAUUAUCAGAAGUUUAUUAUGCAGUGUCUGGAUAUAAACAUAUAAAAGAAACCAUAUCAAAAGUUGCUGAAAUAUGUGAAUUUUUGAUAAAAUCAAGUAAUGAUUCUUUAACAACGGAACAAAUUUAUUAUCUUGCUUGUACAUGGAAGUUACUUGAAAGAUGUCAACCCAAGUCACUUCCAUUAAGUUCAUUAACAAAGACUUUAACUGCAGUAUUAGAACAAGAAAAUUCUGUUUCAGAAUUAUAUUAUGCUAUUAAUUCUCUUGUAUCAUUUGGUCAGAAGAUUUCAGAUGCAAUAGUGGCCAAAUUAUUAAGAAUUUUGCAGACUAGAUUGAAAAAGGAUGAUAGUCCAUUAAACUUAGGAUAUAUUUUUCAUAUUGCUGCAAGAUUGGGAUCUGUUGGAAAUUUUGCUUUUAAUUAUAUCGAAGAUGCUAUUGUUCAAGCUGAUGAAGUUGAUGAUAAAUUUUUACAAUUUGAGGGAGGACUUUCUAUUACAAGUCAUUUGGUCAAUGGUAUAUUUAAACUUUCAUCAAUUUUAAAGAGAAAACCACCAUUAACCUCUCAUCAAAUUGUUAAAUUAGUGAAUUAUUUCUUAUCACGCCGAACUGUACAAACACCUAAGGGUGCUGUAAAUUUUCUUUCAUCUAUUAACAUUUUAGCAACUAACGAAUUUGAAAAACCAGUCUGUAUUGCUUUAUUUGAAGAUGGUACUGUUGUUUCUAUUAAGCAACCUCUUGUUCGUGUUAAGGUCUGUGAUCUUCUUGGUAACUCCUUAUCAUCAAUAAUAAAUGUAGUUGCUAAUACAGCUACAAAAAUAGGAGAUGAUACAGUUGUUAUUAAUAAGAAAACAUUUCAAUCAACUCCAAAUGAUAAAACAUUAUUUACCUUGAACUUUAUGGAUACCUUGCCUGAACCUGGAUUUUAUAAAAUAGUAUUGUCUGCAGCAUCAGUGGUUAAUACAGUUUCAAUAAAAGUAUUAACUGAAGUGAAAGUUGACUAUUUAGAGAUUGGAACAGCUGAUGCUGAUCAAACCACUCAGCCAAAAUUAGUCAAUGUUGUUAAUUAUAAAAAAUUAAAUGGGAAAAUUGAAGCAGAUUUUCAACAAAAACUUGUUAUUCGAUUUCUGUUAAAAGACGCUUUAAAAAAUAAACCAAUCAAAGUGCAUCAAGCUUUUGUACGUCUUUCAUCUUUGCCAUUAAAGAAAAAGAAUCGGGAAAUUAUAUUUGUAGCAGAAGUAGAUGCUUCUUAUGUUUAUAAAUUUGAUAUGCCUGUUGGUACAGCCGCAAAAAAUUUUGAUUAUCAAAGUGGAGUUUAUAGUAUUGAACUAAUUGUUGGUGAUGCUGUUGUGAGUAAUUCUUUUCAGUGGAAUUUAGCAGCUGUUAAUUUAAAAUUUCCCGAAUUAAUAAGUUCAGAAGUUGUUGAAAAAUCAACUUAUAAAAGAGAGCCUGAUAUAUAUUUACCAAAGCCAGAAAUUAAACAUAUGUUUCGAGAACCUGAAAAACGACCACCUGCAUUUGUUUCAAAUUUGUUUACUGCACUAUGUUUGUCACCAAUUCUACUUUUGAUAAUUUUAUGGGCUAAAUUAGAAGUUAAUAUAUCUAAUUUCCCAUUUUCUCUAAAUGCCAUUGUUUUUCAUUUAGGAUUAGGAAGUAUAUUUGUAUUGUUUGGAGUAUUUUGGUUAAAACUAAACAUGUUUACUACACUUCGAUACCUAUUUGGACUAGGAUUAAUCACUCUUCUUUCUGGCAAUAAAUUACUGUCGCAAAUUGCACACAAUCGUAAAACGUCUGGUUAAUUCUUCAUA